AUGGCCACCGACAUCAGCCAUACGCCGCCAGAGUAUGCGGACCCUGAAAAGUCACUGGCGCAGGGAGAGAAGCUCAACAUCAAGACGGCACAUAACCUCCACGGCCAGGACAUCGAACUCGAAAAUGGACAUCUCGCGGAGUUGGAGGUCGAUAUGCAGCGGGUGCUCGAUGAGGAGGGUGAGGGGGACUACGAUGCCGAUACCUCGCCUUUCCCCCAGGUCAGAGCCGUUGUGCCGGAGACUGACGAUACUGCGAUCCCCGUCAACACGUUCCGAGCCUGGUUUCUUGGAAUUGUCUUUGUCUUUCUUGGCGCCGGCGUGAACCAGUUCUUUUCGUUGCGAUACCCCGGUGUUCACAUCGUAUCUCUCGUCGCAGAACUGAUCGCGUUCCCCAUCGGCGUCGCGCUCGCCAAGAUUCUCCCCAUCAGCCGUUUCAACCCCGACCGGCACUUUAACAUCAAGGAGCAUGCUCUCGUAACAAUCAUGUCCAACGUCUCCUUUGGCUUCGGCUCAGCUGAUGCGACCAACCUGAUCCAAGCAGCCAGGCUGUAUGGCUUCUACAUCCCGCCAGGAUUCUCCGUACUCGUUGUUCUGUGUUGCCAGCUCAGCGGAUACGCCGUCGCAGGUCUCGCUAUGCCGUGGCUUGUCAAGCCCGCCAGCAUGAUCUGGCCUGGUGUGCUCAGCAAUGUCGCCCUCCUCAGCUCGCUGCACUCUCGAGCCAACGCCAUUGCUGACGGAUGGAGAAUCACCCGCAUCAAGUUCUUCAUGAUUGUGGGUGGAUGCGCUUUCGUCUGGUACUGGUUCCCGGGCCUCAUCUUCACGGGCCUCAGCUACUUCACCUGGAUCUGCUGGAUUGCGCCGAACAACCUGGCGGUCAACCAAGUCUUUGGCAUGGUCACUGGCAUGGGCCUCUUUCCUCUGACUUUCGACUGGUCUAUGAUUGCGUAUAACACGAACCCGCUUCUCAGUCCUCACUGGGCCGCGCUAAAUGUCUUCUUUGGCUUUGCGUUCUUCUUCUGGAUCAUCACACCGGCGAUCUACUACACGAACACCUGGUUCACCUCGUACAUGCCGUUCUGCACAGCCGACGUCUACGAUCGAUUCGGCAGCCUGUACAACGUGACGGAGGUUCUCACGAACAACGAAUUCGAUCAGCAAAAGUACUCUUCGUACUCUCCCCCGUAUCUGCCAGCCACGUUCGCCUUUGUAUACGGCCUGUCUUUUGCUUCAAUCACAAGUGUUUUGUCCCAUGUCUACUUCUUCCACUUCGAUGAAAUCGUGCAUGCCAUGAAGGGAACGCUCAAACUCGACAUUCACGCGCGCCUGAUGCAGUCAUACAGGACUGUCAAGUGGUGGUGGUGGAUGGUCAUUCUCCUGGUCGUCUUCGGCAUGGCAGUCGGCACCGCAGAGGGCUACGACACCGGUCUGCCGUGGUGGGGAGUCAUCCUCGCCUUCAUCAUUCCCGCAGGCGUCACGAACGUGGACGCCAACCAGCUGAACGUGCUGUCCGAAUUCAUCGGAGGAUACAUGUUCCAGGGCAAACCGAUUGCCAACAUCCUCUUCAAGAUCCUCAGCACGGAUGUCGUUGGUCAAGGUCUGUACUUCGCGGCCGAUAUGAAGCUCGGCCACUACCUCAAGAUCCCGCCCACGACCCUCUUCUUUGCACAAGGUCUCGCAACGAUUCUUGGAGCAUUGACCCAGACUGGUGUCACGCUUUGGAUGCUUGGCAAUGUUGACGGUAUCUGCACCGAGGACCAGCCCAAUGGCUUCUCCUGCCCCAACGGUCGCACCGUUUUCUCGUCUUCGGUUAUCUGGGGUCUCGUCGGGCCCGCUCGUCUCUACUCCGUUGGCGCUAUCUAUUCCGGUCUCUUGCACUUCUUCUGGAUCGGACUUAUCCUGCCGCCGAUUACGUACUUCAUCUUCAAGAAGACAAAGUCUGACUUCAUUCGCAAGAUCAACUGGCCGCUCAUCUUUGUGGGAACCUAUAACGUGCCUCCGGCCACGGGUAUCAACUAUUCUUCGUGGUACAUCGUGAACCUGAUCUUCAACAAGAUCAUCUACCGCAAGUUCUACGCUUGGUGGAGCAAGUACAACUACGUCCUCGCCGCGGCGCUGGACACCGGACUUGCCAUCAGUGGUAUCGUCAUCUUCUUCGCUGUCACAUAUGGCCCUAACGCACAAUUCCCUGAUUGGUGGGGAAACACCGUAUGGAGUGAAACCGCUGAUGGACAAGGCCUACCGUGGCUGCAGAUGCCGGAUGUAGGCUACUUUGGACCUGCGAACGGAACGUGGUCUUAG
Molecule: messenger RNA, 2298 nt
Organism: Colletotrichum scovillei
Lineage: Eukaryota; Fungi; Ascomycota; Sordariomycetes; Glomerellales; Glomerellaceae
Product: OPT family small oligopeptide transporter
Exons: 5
Coding region: 1-2298 (765 amino acids)
Biological process (GO): transmembrane transport
Molecular function (GO): oligopeptide transmembrane transporter activity
Source: RefSeq, a predicted model, not a curated record